GAGAGAGAGAGAGAGAGAGAGAGAGAGAGAUUAGGGUGAAGGAGGGAGUAUUUUUUCUUCCCCUCAAUUAUGAGUUCAUAUUGGAUCUAAGCUACACAACAGAAGUUAUAUUAUCAUCAACAUCAUCCAGUUUGUCAUCAUCCACUCCAGAUGAGAACUAUAAGGCCAUAAUUGAUAAAGCUACAACAAGAGAGCUGUUUAAAUUUCUCACCCAGGAAGAAUUACCUUACUGUGCAUACAUACAUACAUGUACCUCUGGUUUUGCUAAGACAAAAGCAAGAGAUCGAAGAGGUUCGGCCAUGGCAGGCGGGUCUUUUACUCCGGCAGGUGUGGCCAAGGAUAGAGCACAGCAGUACCAAGGGAGGGUUACCCCUUAUGUGAUCAUUGCUUGCAUCAUUGCUGCAGUUGGCGGGUCAAUAUUCGGGUAUGAUAUCGGAAUUUCAGGAGGAGUGACAUCAAUGGAUGGAUUUCUUCAAAAAUUUUUCCAUAAGGUUUAUGUGAAAAAAUCGCACGCACAUGAAAACAAUUACUGCAAAUACAACAAUCAAGGCCUUGCGGCAUUUACCUCCUCUCUAUACCUGGCUGGUUUAGUUGCAUCUUUAAUAGCAUCUCCAGUGACAAGGAAGCUGGGUCGUCGAACAAGCAUAAUUUGUGGUGGGAUCAGCUUCCUCAUAGGAGCAACCCUAAAUGCCUCUGCUAUGAACAUGGCAAUGCUUCUUCUUGGUCGAAUCAUGCUCGGAGUUGGCAUUGGCUUUGGUAACCAGGCUGUCCCGCUGUACUUAUCAGAGAUGGCACCAACCCAUCUUCGAGGUGGCUUGAACAUGAUGUUUCAGCUGGCAACCACUCUUGGAAUCUUCACAGCAAACAUGAUCAAUUAUGGAACACAGAAGCUCGAACCAUGGGGAUGGAGGCUGUCAUUGGGCCUGGCUGCAUUACCAGCUCUACUGAUGACAGUGGGAGGUAUUCUUCUUCCAGAGACACCCAACAGCCUAAUUGAACGAGGAUUCAAAGAAAAAGGAGAAAAAGUUUUACGGAAGAUCAGAGGAACUGAAAAUGUCGGUGCAGAGUUACAAGACAUGAUAGAUGCAAGUGAAUUUGCGAACGCAAUCAAGCAUCCUUUUAGAAACAUCUUUCACAGAAGGAACAGGCCACAGUUGGUUAUGGCAAUCUUCAUGCCUAUGUUCCAGAUCCUCACGGGCAUAAAUUCUAUUCUCUUCUAUGCCCCAGUACUGUUUCAGACUAUGGGUUUUCAGGGAAAUGCUUCUCUCUACUCUUCAGCUUUGACUGGAGCAGUACUUGCUACAUCCACAUUGAUUUCUAUUGCAACAGUGGAUAGAUUGGGUCGAAGAAUUUUACUUAUUAGCGGAGGAAUACAAAUGGCCAUAUGUCAGAUCAUAGUCGCCAUAAUCUUGGGGCUGAAGUUUGGAGAAGGCAAAGAACUCUCAAAAGGCAUCUCAACAUUGGUUGUAUUGGUAAUCUGCUUAUUCGUUUUAGCAUUUGGAUGGUCAUGGGGACCACUUGGAUGGACAGUGCCGAGUGAAAUAUUCCCAUUAGAAACACGAUCAGCUGGACAGAGCAUUACAGUAGCUGUUAACCUCCUCUUCACUUUCAUUAUAGCCCAGUCUUUCCUAUCCCUCCUCUGCACUUUGAAAUAUGGAAUUUUCCUAUUCUUUUCUGGCUGGGUCACCAUCAUGACAAUCUUUGUUUACAUCUUCCUACCUGAAACCAAGGGAGUUCCAAUUGAAGAGAUGAUACUCUUAUGGAGAAAGCACUGGUUCUGGAAAAGAAUUGUGCUCACAGAAACAGAAGCUGAUGAGAAUAAUUGUCAACAAAGUGAGCAAAGUGAUUCAACAAAUUUAGGUGAAAUAAUUAAAGUAACAGUUACUGACUCCCAUAUGCAGUAGCAAUAGAAGUUCAGAAGAUCUCAGGGGUUCAAAAGAGAAAAGUGGUGCCAUGUGAGAACUCAAAUUAAGUAUGUAUUUGCUGGAAGUUGUUACUAAAAUAGUAGUCAGGAAACUGGCCACUGCAUAAGAAUAUCAUGACACAUGAUAUUCUGGCAUAAAAGACAGUUUUUUCCUUUUUUGGGUUUUUUUUUAUAUUAAAAUAUUUAAUAAAGGUUUGGUGGGAACUUUAUUUCCCACUUUGAUGUGCCCUAAAA
Molecule: messenger RNA, 2158 nt
Organism: Malania oleifera
Lineage: Eukaryota; Viridiplantae; Streptophyta; Magnoliopsida; Santalales; Ximeniaceae
Product: sugar transport protein 7
Exons: 5
Coding region: 300-1904 (534 amino acids)
Biological process (GO): monosaccharide transmembrane transport
Cellular component (GO): membrane
Molecular function (GO): monosaccharide transmembrane transporter activity
Source: RefSeq, a predicted model, not a curated record